Molecule: messenger RNA, 5411 nt
Organism: Fukomys damarensis (Damara mole-rat)
Lineage: Eukaryota; Metazoa; Chordata; Mammalia; Rodentia; Bathyergidae
Gene: Hlf
Product: HLF transcription factor, PAR bZIP family member
Exons: 4
Coding region: 391-1278 (295 amino acids)
Biological process (GO): regulation of transcription by RNA polymerase II
Cellular component (GO): nucleus
Molecular function (GO): RNA polymerase II cis-regulatory region sequence-specific DNA binding; DNA-binding transcription factor activity, RNA polymerase II-specific
Source: RefSeq, a predicted model, not a curated record
GGGCCGGGCCGCGCGGCGCUUCUGCCCUUCCGCAGCCUACAUUGGCUUUCCUUUUUUCUUUUGCUCUCUCUUUUUUUUAUUUUUUUAUUUGCGAUUUUGAACAUUUUGCAGAACCAGGGGUUGGAGGCAGGUGAGAGCAUCCUGGCGCGCUCUUCUGGGACGGUGUGCACCGCGAACCCGAAAGUUGUUUUCGCUUUUUAACAUUUUUUAUGCAGAUGUAUUUAUAAAGAUAAAAGUAAAAAAAAAAAAAUUUUUUUUUUCCUACCCCUGUCUGCACCGCUUGGAAAGCGAGUACUUUUGGCAAAGGACGGACGAAGAGCUCUGCAACAUUUCUGGGACCGAUUAGCUUUCUUUAAAAAAAACACCAAAAAACAAACUGAGUGCAUCGCGAUGGAGAAAAUGUCCCGACAGCUCCCCCUGAACCCCACCUUUAUCCCGCCUCCCUACGGCGUGCUCAGGUCUCUGCUGGAGAACCCGCCGAAGCUAGCUUUCCGUUCUUCUGCAGCAUUUAGCAAAGAUAAAGACAAGGAGAAGAAGCUGGACGAUGAGAGUAACAGCCCGACGAUCCCCCAGUCGGCAUUCUUGGGGCCCACCUUAUGGGACAAAACCCUUCCCUAUGACGGAGAUACUUUCCAGUUGGAGUACAUGGACCUGGAGGAGUUUCUGUCGGAAAAUGGCAUUCCCCCCAGCCCGUCCCAGCACGACCACAGCCCCCACCCGCCCAGCCUGCAGCCGGCCGCCUCGGCUGCCCCCUCGGUCAUGGACCUCAGCAGCAGGGCCUCUGCACCCCUGCACCCUGGCAUCCCGUCUCCAAACUGUAUGCAGAGCCCCAUCAGACCAGGUCAGCUGUUGCCAGCAAACCGCAACACACCAAGUCCCAUUGAUCCUGACACCAUCCAGGUCCCAGUGGGGUAUGAGCCGGAUCCAGCAGACCUUGCCCUCUCCAGCAUUCCAGGCCAGGAAAUGUUUGACCCUCGAAAACGCAAGUUCUCCGAGGAAGAACUGAAGCCGCAGCCUAUGAUUAAGAAAGCUCGCAAAGUCUUCAUUCCCGAUGAUCUGAAGGAUGACAAGUACUGGGCGAGGCGCAGAAAGAACAACAUGGCAGCCAAGCGCUCCCGAGACGCCCGGAGGCUGAAGGAGAACCAGAUCGCCAUCAGGGCCUCCUUCCUGGAGAAGGAGAACUCAGCCCUCCGCCAGGAGGUGGCUGACUUGAGGAAGGAGCUGGGCAAAUGCAAGAACAUACUCGCUAAGUACGAGGCCAGGCACGGGCCCCUGUAGGCUGGCACUGUGGGCUGGCGUUGGCAUAGGUGGACAGCCUGUUUCCUGUCUGAUAGCACCACACCCAGACCAACCUUUCUGACAUCCGCACUUUACCAGAGGCAUAAACACAACUGACUCCCACUUCGGUGUGCAUCCUUGUGAGUGCACGCGUGCGUGUGUGUACAUGUGCUUGUGCUCCUGUGGUCAGCUGUGUGCGUGUGUGUGCACGCGCACGCGUGCGUGUCCCUUUGCACUUGCCAUUUUGAGAUAGCCCUCCUCUCAUCCUCUUUUAAUCCCCCAAAAGAAAGGUGCCACAUUUUUAUUAAACUCUGGAGACCCCGUGGGUUUUCCACCCCUGCCCUUCGUUUUCCAGCUCACCUCCUCUUCUGGGCGCUGUUGGGCGUCUCUAGGAAGGGCCCUGGGAAGAGUGGAUCUCAGUCUUUGGGAAUGCAAGCUCUUGUUUUUGUUUAAUCCAUAAGUAUCCACGCUAAUGAGGUGAGCAGAAUAACUUAGCACUACACUGCAGGCCUACUCACUUACAGGUUGCUUUCCUCCUUUUUUCAGUUUUGGUGAUAAUUGUCUUCAAAUUUAAAGUGCUGUUUAAAUUUAUUGGAUCCCAUAUUUACUUACUGCUACUUACUAAGUUUCCUUUUAAUUCCACCAACCCCAGAUAAGUACGAGUACUAUUAUAGAACACAGAGUGUGUUUUGCACUGUCUGUACCUAAAGCAAUAAUCCUAUUGUACGCUAGAGCAUGCUGCCUGAGUAUUACUAGUGGACGUAGGAUAUUUUCCCUACCUAAGGAUUUCACUGUCUUUUAAAACACAAAAAUUAAAGUAAUGCAUCUGAGCAUGAUCAGAAUAUCCCCAGGACAGGGAAGCAGAGGGCAAUGAGAGGUCUAAGACUGAGGACUUAAUUUAUCAGUACAUGAGCCAGACAAAAAGGUGUCUCAGAGUAGUCUUCGGUGUGUUUGGUUUUGUUGUCGCCCCCUCCCGCACCUACCCCACCCCCACUUUUCUAGUUAACUUUUUCCAUAUUCCUCUCAAUAUUCAAAAAUUACCUAAGAUUCAGUUUCCCCAGUUUUUGUGAUAUAUAUAUAUUUUUUUGAAGUAUAGUUGGAUGUUUUUAAAAGUUAAGUUCAUAAAUUGAUGUUUUGUAAGCCCCUUACUCCCCGUGGUAGUAUUUUUUGAAUGCCUCGUAAAUUAAUGAUUCUGGAGCUUAUGUUUCUUAUUCUCCGUUUGCUUUGGAAAGUAUGUGCUCUUAUGAAGUGGACUCCUGGAAAAAUGAAUGUAAAAAGACACUGGUGUAUCUCAGAAGGGGUGGGUUGCACAGACUGUGGUUCAUCCAAUCAAUUUAAAUGUUUACUAUAGACCAAAAGAAGAGAUUGUUAAAUUGUUUAAUGUUUAUACAGAAUAAUUAUAGGAAGUUCUUUUUGUACAGUAUUUUCAGAUAUAAAUACUGACAAUGUAUUUUGGAAGACAUAUAUUAUAUAUAGAAAAGAGAAAACGGAAAAACUAUUCCAUGUUUUAAAAUUAUAUAGCAAAGAUAUAUAUUCACCAAUGUUGUACAGAGAAGAAGUGCUUGGGGUUUUUGAGGUCUUUAAUAUUUUAAGGCUAUUACUGACACAUCAGCAUGUUUUCUGCUUUAAAUUAAAAUUUUAUGACAGCAUCGAGGCUUGCUGUGACGAAUCCUGCUCCGACGUUUUCUUGUUUAUUAGGUCUCAGAAAGAAGUCAGUUGACAUCACCCAAAAGCACAAAUGGAUUUUAGUCACAUAUUUAUUGGAUAAUACAGUGUUUCUAGGAAAAGCAUCUGCCACAGAAAUGUUCACUUGAAAAGUCUGAUUUUCUGGGUUGGAGCGCGGCUGCCCCGAAGAAUGUUCUCCCCUGUGGGCCGCUGGGUCUGAUGCAUGUAAGGCUGGCACUGGUUUAUGGUUUAUGUGUACAGUUUAUAAAUCGAUAGAUGUUUUGACUUCAAAGAUGAAUGUUCUUUGGUUUCCCAAAGUAGUAUAAUGUCAGGAAAUUGUGCUGUUACUGCCAAGAAGCAUUUUGUGCUAGAUUAAAAUCCCGUUUCAUCAAUGGGAGUUUUCUAGUUUCGUGCCUCCAGAGUAUCUUAAUUCUUUAAUGAUCUGGAAGUCUCCCUGCCGGUCCCUCCACAGUGUUUCUCUCUUGUGUCAUGAUUUUGGGAAAUGUGACCAGUAGGAUAUCGAGUAGCAACUCAUUUUGUUGUGAGAUACAGAGAAGGGCACAGAUGAGGGAAUAUUGGAAUUGAAAUAUACUGUUCAGGUACAUAACGAAUAAACAGAAUCUUUGAAAAUCUUAUGUAGAACUGAAUAAGAGAUAUUCAGCAAGUGCCAUAGAGAAUUGGCCUCUCUAUAGAUGAAGGAGGGGCUAAUUGUGGAAUAGUUACAUUGUUUAACAAAGACAAAUUAUACAUAAAACAAAGACCAAUAAUACCUUUAAGUGGAGAAACAUUGAAGGAUUAUAAUGUGGGCCAUCCAAAUUUACGGAGUUAUCAAAUGGUAGCUGAAAAAAAAAAGUGAGUAUUGAUCUUUCGUGGAAUUAGGUUGUUUGUAUCAAAUAAACAUCACAAAUGUUUUCUGCAGAAGAAAUAAAAAGAUCAUAAUAAAACAUUAUUUUGUGUGACAGGAAAGGUUUCAAAAACCUACCUCGUCUUAAAAAAAAACUAAACAUUUUGGAGUCUGUAUAGGUGCCUUAUAUGUGGGUCAUUGUAAACACACACACACACACACACACACACACACACACACGCACGCACGCACACAUGCGCUCCAGAUUUAGCUGCCUGUCUGUUCAAGGCAACUAGGGAAUAAGGCAGUUCUGAGAACAAGUGGGAAGCCAUGGUCUGAUUGGUAGUGACUUGGGCCCCAGGGUUAAUGAGCGCCUGCAGUCUGCACCUGUGAGAGUCCUGUUGUCAUUUUUCACCCUUUUUUCCUAAGCAUCUUUCAGAGAUUUAAUUACUUGGCCAUGAAUCCAAGCCAUAUCAUGCCAACAUCAUUUAGACAGCUCAGAAUGAGCCGUAUAGGACUUCUAGAUGAGGUCACAUCAUCUUUUGAUUACAUUUGCACAGAAAGGCAAAAAAUGAUGAGCCUCUUCGUGCUCAUGCUACUUUGAGGGAAUGGGUGGCUGUGGGAAGGCUGUAAGUGAUCACCUCUUCCUUUGGAGAAUGUGGCCACUUUGGAUCAUUCAGAAGCACACUGAGCAAGACUGUUACCAGGCUUGGUUGCUGAACACACACAAGUCUCCAUGGAGUCGCCCCUUAAAGCAGAAGGAAUAUUUGAAGAGAGUUCGGAUGGGAUUUUGGCACUGAGUGUAUAGAAACCACAUAAGGUUCCCCAGAGGUUUCUUCUAACCACUGAUUUUGGGGGGGAACUCACAAUGGUUCUAAAUGUACAUCCAAAGGGUCUAUCAUCUGCUUUCAGAGGAGUCAAUGAGAAAGUUAAGGGGCACCCUCUCCUCUGCCCCAGGGUGAGACGGACGUGACUUUCUGUAAAAUGCAAAGUUAGUCCUUGGUUUUUCUAGUAGUUCAUCUAAUUGUCCCCUCAUAUUCCUUUAAUAAAAAAAUCAUGCUUUGUCAUAAUUAGGGAGCUCCCAAAGCAUUAGCCUGCUUGGCUGGGUAGCCACUGGAGGCCUGGAAUUAACAGUGGGCUCAGUCCCUGCAGGUGACCGAAAUGAGGUGUUAUGGCCUCCGAGUGGUGAACGUUCUCUGCUCAGUGUGUCCACUUCCUGCUGAAGGCUCCUAGGUCCCCUCACUGAUGAGGCGAAGUUCUUUAGGCAUUUGCUAAAAGUUAUAUUUAAAAAUGAGCAAAACUUUAUCAUAGGUCUUGAGGAAUUGAAUUUAGCAACUUACUUGAAUGCACUUUUCAGGAGGUGAAAGUAUAUACAGGGGAGUGUGCGUGCAUGUGUGUAUGACAGCUUGAAGACUUAAAAUACUUAAUUUUUGAGCACCUUACCAAACAACAAUAACGCGUUAUCCUUUAGGCAAGACCACAAAGAUCGCAUCUGUUAAACAGGUACAAGAAUCCAUGAGGUUAGUUUAAUUGUACACCAUAGUAUUGGUGGUAUUUAUACUGUUAAGUUCAAAUCUUGUCUGUUGUUCUUAAUGUUUAAUAAAAUUUGAUUUUUUUUUCCUUC